Molecule: messenger RNA, 657 nt
Organism: Guyanagaster necrorhizus
Lineage: Eukaryota; Fungi; Basidiomycota; Agaricomycetes; Agaricales; Physalacriaceae
Product: HIT-like protein
Exons: 4
Coding region: 1-513 (170 amino acids)
Molecular function (GO): catalytic activity
Source: RefSeq, a predicted model, not a curated record
AUGAGUGCUCCCCUACUUUUCUCGACGGUUGAAGUGACCAGACAGGCCUUCUACCGGUCUUCACUCUCCUUUGCUAUUGUCAAUUUGAAGCCCGUAGUUCCAGGACAUGUGCUCGUUAUACCCACUAGAGUCAUCCAUCGACUUACGGAUCUCAACGAUGCGGAAAUAUCUUCACUUAUGAGUUCAGUGCAGCGCGUUGGACGCGUGGUAGAACGCGCCUAUGGUGCCGAUGCACUGACCAUAGCUUGCCAGGACGGAAAGGCUGCCGGACAAAGUGUCCCUCAUGUCCACUUUCACGUCAUGCCUCGAAAGAUUCAUGGCGACCGAUUCUCAAAAAACAACGAUGAAAUAUAUCCAGAGUUAGAGCAUGCAGAAGGAUCCCUGGCUUCUGAUCUCAAGCAAGUUCAGCUUGAGUCCCAGACCAUGCAGGUUGACGCAGAUGAAAAUCGGCCUGCUCGCACUAUGGAGGAUAUGGAGAAAGAAGCAAGUUGGUUGAGGACCUUUUUUUCAUAGCAGGGCCAGCAAUAUAAAGGUAUAUAUACGAAUCCACAAAUCUAUCUACGUAUGUGGGUGAGUUCUGCGGAGGUUACGAAGAUCCCAUCAGGUCUAAAUAAUAUCUAUCAGUAGUCUAUCCGUAAAUAAUAAAACCAGUGAGUC